Lagenorhynchus albirostris (white-beaked dolphin) is the source of this 1325-nucleotide messenger RNA. RefSeq names its product HAUS augmin like complex subunit 2 (gene HAUS2). Gene Ontology annotation, biological process: spindle assembly; centrosome cycle; microtubule nucleation. The transcript has 6 exons. Gene Ontology annotation, cellular component: mitotic spindle microtubule; centrosome; HAUS complex. NCBI's taxonomy places the organism in Eukaryota, Metazoa, Chordata, Mammalia, Artiodactyla, Delphinidae. The record is from RefSeq and is a predicted model, not a curated record. Bases 248 to 814 code for a protein of 188 amino acids.
CCGCUCACUCUCCGCGCCACCCGGAAAGGCGGCUGCCAGCCAUGGCUGAGGCGAAACCUUGGGACCCGGCGUCCGAGCCAAACGCUGCGGGGCUACUGCUGGGACAUUUCGUAGCUUCGGGGUUGGUUACUCAGGGGCAGCGUUGGACAUAAUAUAUCCUCAUAUUUUAGACACGUGGCCAUGCUAUUCCAACACACACAUAAACUCUGACAUAUUGCUGCUUUCUCUGUUCACUUACCAAUAGGAGAUGUUAAAUAUAUCUAAGAAAUCAACUUCUUGCUUUGUGAACUUCUCCAGACUACAGCAGAUCACAGAUAUUCAAGCUGAAAUCUACCAGAAAAACCUGGAAAUUGAACUCCUAAGACUAGAAAAAGAUGCAGCAGAUGUUGUCCAUCCUUCCUUUUUGGCACAGAAGUGUCAUACUCUGCAAAGCAUGAAUAAUCAUUUGGAAGCGGUGCUAAAAGAAAAGCGGUCCCUCAGGCAAAGACUGUUGAAACCCAUGUGCCAAGAAAACUUGCCUAUUGAAGCUGUUUAUCACAGGUACAUGGUGCAUUUGCUGGAGUUGGCAGUAACUUUCAUUGAGAGAUUAGAAGAUCAUCUUGAAAUAAUUAGAAAUAUCCCUCAUUUAGAUGAAAAUCUAAAGAAAAUGAGCACAGCCUUAGCAGAGAUGGAUAUUUUGGUGGCUGAGACAGCAGAACUGGCAGAGAAUAUACUCAAGUGGCGAGAACAACAGAAGGAAAUUUCCUCUUGUAUCCCCAGAAUAUUAGCUGAAGAAAAUUUUCUUCAUAAAUAUGAUGUUACAGUGCCUCCUUAACCUUUUAUUUCUAAAAUUAAUGUUCAAACUAUUAAUGAAAAGUAAUUAUCAACUUUUUAUUUUUGUUUAAUUAUAUGUAGUCAUGUGAAAUCCAUUUCUAGUCAAUUAUAACAUGGGUAUUUAUAGACUUUGCCACUAGCAAUACUGAAAGAGCCCUCUUUAUAUUGAAAUACCGAGAUUCCAAGUUCAUUAAGACAAAACUGAAUUUUCCUUUGUUUUUCAUGUAUUUUCAUUCCACUUUUCAAUAAAACUCAAAUACAACUAUAAUUAACGUGAGUGCAUUAACCAUAUCUUAGGCCGCAGACUUUACUAUGUUGUUUUUUUAAAAAAUGCUUGUUUCUGGGUUAGAAGAGUCUUGAAUCUGAAAGUAUGUUGCUUAUUCCUGUGAGAUUGUCACUAAGUAUGCAAAAAACAGCAAAAUAGCAGACCUGACCACUAUGCUUUGAAAGGCCUGCUUGUAAAGGUUGGUCCUUGGCUGGCAUCUGGGAACUUAGAUUUCUAGGGUUCCCUC